AUGUCCUCCCCGCUUUCAAGAGUCGUCGACGCGCACGCCGCCGGCAACGAGUUGUGCCACGUCUCCAUCGCAAUCGAGCCCAACGGCGAUCGGUUCCUGACCAGCGCCAAAGACGUCUGGCUCCACAUUUGGCGGCCGAGCGUUUUUCGCGGCAACUCCGAGGUGGAAUGCCACGAGAUGGGCAUUGCUGGGCAAGCGUCCCUCUGCUGGAAGGACGACGCGCUCUACAUCGGCCUGUGGUGCUGCGAUCCCAACACGGGCAUCGACAAGCGAUGUGUUGUAAGAAUCGCCGAGAGCAAGUCCGGCUGGGACGGCGAGCAGCGAAGCCUCUUCUCAUUCCCCAUGGAAAUCAACGCCAUUGACGUCUCGAAGACGUACAUCGCGGCGAUUGGCAGCGAUUGCACAAUGAAGAAGGCGCCGCUCGAUCAGACAGCAUCCUACGAGAAGAUCGAGUUCGGCAACCAGCCCCUUUCGCUCGCCAUCGACCCGACGGAGAAGUACAUCGCCAUAUCGUUCACCGAUGGCAGCGUCGAGAUCUACCCGACGUCGGGCACCGAACGUCUGGCCGUGUUUGAAAAGCUGUUCAAGGCUUUUACCUCAAUUCACCCUCUCAAAAACCGGGCGCAGCUGAAAUGGUCACCGGAUGGCAAGCACCUCUACAUGCCGGCCUGGGACGGCAUCCGAGUCGCCGAUGUCUCCAACUGGGAAUGCCAGCGAACCCGCUUCAACAAGAGCAAAGAUUUUGAGGAGGAAUUCUCGGCGCUCGCCCUCCGCGAAGAUGGGGCCUAUUUGGCGGCCGGGACGCUGUUUGGGACGAUUUGCGUCUGGCACACGUCUUCAGGAAAGCUCAUCUCCACGCAAGACUACCGAAACAACAACAAGAUGACGGCCGUCUGCGCGCUCGCCUUUUUGCACAACGGCAAGGAUCUCUGCAUCGCCGAUAUUAAGCAAGGCGUCUCCCUAUGGUACGGCGCCGUCGACAAAGAUGCUCAAGUCAAGAACAAGCCCUCCAAACCUUUGAUCAUUGACGAGGCAAUGGAGGAUGACGAUUUUUCUAACGAUGGCGUCAUCCAGAAGAGACGCGUUGUUCAAGAUUCCGACGACGACGCCGCCGAGCCGCAGGGCAGCGAGUCGAAUUUCGGCGAAAAUGACGAGAACUCAAGAAUGUCCGUGGACAUUGGGGCGAUCAAGCGCCGCUACACCCAGCACGACAACCUCGAGGAGGAGAUCGACUUCCGGGACGACGACGACGCCUUCAAGCCCGUAGCCUACCACGAUUCGGCCAUCUCCUCCGAGAUCGUCGUCUCCAACGAGGACACGCGGUACACGAUGGCCGAUCUCUCGCCGGAAGCCAUCGUGCUGGCUUGCAAGGCGCGCAAAGAGGCUCAAAGUGAAAUCUACGUACAUCGCGUCGGCACAUGGGACCGGGAGAAGAUCACGUGGACCGUGCGAUUGCCGUUCGGCGAGGAAGCUAUUGACGUCCUGGCCACGUCGCAGCUCAUCUUCGUCCUCACCACCCAGCACAACAUUCGCGCCUUCUCGCUGGACGGCACGCAGCGCCAGAUUUGGUCUCAUCCAGGCUCAAUGGCGUCGGCGUGCGCCUACGGAAACUCGUUGGCCAUUGCCUCUUUCACCGGCGGCCCCCAGUGGUACCUCUACUGCCGCGGUUCACGCGUCCCGCUCGUCGAUCUGCGCCUGAUCCCCGACACUGCCGCCUGGGAGAUGCCGCUGUGCGACGUGGAGACGGACAAGGGCCGUCUCGAAUCCCAGCUGCUGCUCGCCGAACAGAAGAUGGUGCUCAUGCGCGCAGCUGAAGUUGAUACUACGUCGGCCUCAAACGAGCACACCCGCGCCCUGAUGCAGUUGUUCGCGCUGGCGCUGAAGAUGAACCGCGAGGCCCGCGCCGUCGAGAUGGCCCGCUUUGCUGCCAGCUCGCGGACCGUUCAGGCGAUGGUCAAGUACGCGGCCCGGAAGAACCGCGACUUUAUGGUCAACAAGUUGAAUGAACUGGGCAACGAGCUGGAGGAGGAAAUGGAGCACGCGGCGCCGGCUGCCGAGCAGCCCCAACAAUCGACGCGCCGUUCCGACGCCCACGGCCGGAAGGAGGUGCCCUCCAUGGUGCCGAAGAAGGUGGUGCCCAAGAAGCGCGAAUCGACGAUGAUAUCCGCGGAAGCAGAGGCGGUGCUGGCGCGCGGACGGCUUGACGUGAGCACUAAUGAGGAAUCGCAAAGCCAGGCGCUCGUCGAGGGACCGAAGUUCGGGCUCGACAUUAGCGGCCGCGCCAAUCCUUUCCAAAAGUCGAACGAGCUGGAAGAGGAGAAGGAGCACGUGCCGGCGGCGGGGGCGUCGAUGACGAUGACACCAAUGAAGGAUUUAGUACUCUACCACGAUUCGUCCGUCUCCAACGAGGACACGCGGUACACGAUGGCCGAUCUCUCGCCGGAAGCCAUCGUGCUGGCUUGCAAGGCGCGCAAAGAGGCUCAAAGUGAAAUCUACGUGCAUCGCGUCGGCACGUGGGAUCGGGAGAAGAUCACGUGGACCGUGCGAUUGCCGUUCGGCGAGGAAGCUAUUGACGUCCUGGCCACUUCGCAGCUCAUCUUCGUCGUCACCUCCCAGCACAACAUUCGCACCUUCUCGCUGGACGGCACGCAGCGCCAGAUUUGGUCUCAUCCAGCGAUGACCGCCCCGCUGUCAAGAAUCUUCGACUCUCACGGCGCCGGCAUCGGCGAAGCACACAUCGACAUAGCAGUGGAGCCUAGCGGAGACCGGUUCCUCACCAGCGCGAAGGACGGCUCAAUCUGGAUCUGGAAGCCCAGCGUGUUCAGCGGCGACGCCCAAGUGACGCAGCAAGAAAUCGGUGAAGCCGGGCACGCCUGCCUCUGCUGGAAGGACGACGCGCUCUACAUCGGGCUGACGGUCUGCGAUCAGAACACAGGAAUCGACAAGCGAUGUGUUGUAAGAAUCGCCGAGAGCAAGUCCGGCUGGGACGGCGAGCAGCGAAGCCUCUUCUCAUUCCCCAUGGAAAUCAACGCCAUUGACGUCUCGAAGACGUACAUCGCGGCGAUUGGAAGCGAUUGCACAAUGAAGAAGGCGCCGCUCGAUCAGGCAGCAUCCUACGAGAAGAUCGAGUUCGGCAACCAGCCCCUUUCGCUCGCCAUCGACCCGAUGGAGAAGUACAUCGCCAUAUCGUUCACCGAUGGCAGCGUCGAAGUCUACCCGACGUCGGGCACCGAACGUCUGGCCGUGUUUGAAAAGCUCUUCAAGUCGUUUGGCGAUAUUGACCCUCACAAAAACCGGGCGCAGCUGAAAUGGUCACCGGAUGGCAAGCACCUCUACAUGCCGGCCUGGGACGGCAUCCGAGUCGCCGAUGUCUCCAACUGGGAAUGCCAGCGAACCCGCUUCAACAAGAGCAAAGAUUUUGAGGAGGAAUUCUCGGCGCUCGCCCUCAGCGAAGAUGGGGCCUAUUUGGCGGCCGGGACGCUGUUUGGGACGAUUUGCGUCUGGCACACGUCUUCCGGAAAACUCAUCUCGACGCACGACUACCGAAACAACAACAAGAUGACGGCCGUCUGCGCGCUCGCCUUUUUGCACAACGGCAAGGAUCUCUGCAUCGCCGAUAUCAAGCAAGGCGUCUCGCUUUGGUACGGCGCAGUCGACAAAGAUGCUCAAGUCAAGAACAAGCCCUCCAAACAUUUGAUCAUCGACGAGGCAAUGGAAGAUGACGAUUUUUCUAAUGAUGGCGUGAUCCAGAAGAGACGCGUUGUUCAAGAUUCCGACGACGACGCCGCCGAGCCGCAGGGCAGCGAGUCGAAUGUCGGCGAAAAUGACGAGAACUCAAGAAUGUCGGUGGACAUUGGGGCGAUCAAGCGCCGCUACACCCAGCACGACAACCUCGAGGAGGAGAUCGACUUCCGGGACGACGACGACGCCUUCAAGCCCGUAGCCUACCACGAUUCGGCCAUCUCCUCCGAGAUCGUCGUCUCCAACGAGGACACGCGGUACACGAUGGCCGACCUCUCGCCGGAAGCGAUCGUGCUGGCUUGCAAGGCGCGCAAAGAGGCUCAAAGUGAAAUCUACGUGCAUCGCGUCGGCACAUGGGACCGGGAAAAGAUCACGUGGACGGUGCGGUUGCCGUUCGGCGAGGAAGCUAUUGACGUCCUGGCCACGUCGCAGCUCAUCUUCGUCCUCACCUCCCAGCACAACAUUCGCGCCUUCUCGCUGGACGGCGCGCAGCGCCAGAUUUGGUCUCAUCCAGGUUGCCUCCGCCUGCUAACCCCCGCCGAUCAAUGGGUGCCAAUCUUCACGGCUGGCGCGCGUCUACUCUCGCGCUUCGACGUCAUCUGGCCGUUCAGCGUGCUCGAGGACGGGCGUCACGAGAUACGGUACCUCUACUGCCGCGGUUCUCGUGUCCCGCUCGUCGAUCUGCGCCUGAUCCCCGACACUGCCGCCUGGGAGAUGCCGCUGUGCGACGUGGAGACGGACAAGGGCCGGCUCGAAUCCCAGCUGCUGCUCGCCGAACAGAAGAUGGUGCUCAUGCGCGCAGCUGAAGUCGAUACUACGUCGGCCUCAAACGAGCACACCCGCGCCCUGAUGCAGUUGUUCGCGCUGGCGCUGAAGAUGAACCGCGAGGCCCGCGCCGUCGAGAUGGCCCGCUUUGCUGCCAGCUCGCGCACCGUUCAGGCGAUGGUCAAGUACGCGGCCCGGCAGAACCGCAGCUUUAUGGUCAACAAGUUGAAUGAACUGGGCAACGAGCUGGAGGAGGAGAUGGAGCACGCGGCGGCGGCGGCCGAGCAGCCCCAACAAUCGACGCGCCGUUCCGACGCCCACAGCCGGAAGGAAGUGCCCGCGAUGGUGCCGAAGAAGGUGGUGCUCAAGAAGCGCGAAUCGACGAUGAUAUCUGCGGAAGCGGAGGCGGUGCUGGCGCGCGGACGGCUUGACGUGAGCACGAAUGAGGAAUCGCAAAGCCAGGCGCUUGUCGAGGGACCGAAGUUUGGGCUCGACAUUAGCGGCCGCGCCAAUCCUUUCCAAAAGAAUGCUGACAUCAAAUCGUUGGACAAUUCCUCGGUCUUCGAGCAGCUCGACUCCCCGGUCGACCGCAAGCGCGUCAGGGAUACGCAGGCUUCUACCGCAACGCCGAAGGCCAAGCAGCCGCGGCUCUCGUCCGUCUUUUCGGUGGCCAGCAAGGAGAAUCGCGAAGAUAAGCGUGGCGCCUUCGGACUGUGGCUGACGGAAAACGAGGAGACGUGCCGCGAAGAGUUUACCGGCGACGAGGUCCGCUUCCCCGAGUACUGCCAGCAGAAGUUCCGGAUGUUGCCGGCUGCCCAGAAAAAGGAAUGGAAAGCCAAGGCCGAGGCGAGC
Molecule: messenger RNA, 5358 nt
Organism: Mesorhabditis spiculigera
Lineage: Eukaryota; Metazoa; Nematoda; Chromadorea; Rhabditida; Rhabditidae
Source: the annotation of a GenBank genome assembly